This is a messenger RNA of Lactuca virosa, 1149 nucleotides long. The record is from the annotation of a GenBank genome assembly. Lineage: Eukaryota; Viridiplantae; Streptophyta; Magnoliopsida; Asterales; Asteraceae.
CCGCCAAUCUCAUUCUCUCUGCCGUUUCUGCCACUACUACCGACCGCCAUGGCUGCUUCCGAUGACUACACAGACACCAUGAACUUAAAAAUCGCAGAGCUAAUGAAGGAAGUCCAGCUCGAUUACUCUUCUACAACUACUAAAACCGUCAACGAUGCCAUUUCAUCUAUCAAAAAACGCAUCAAUAAAAUCCCUGAAGAUAUACAGGUUAAGGCCGAUUUGGCUCCGAAAUUUAUUAAAGAUAUUGGUGCAGACAAGGUCGAAUUCAAGUUCAAAAGGCCUACAUCGAUUAAUAUUGGUGGAAGCUAUUCGAUUCAAUGUAUCGUGAAGCCUGAUGUAAAUGUUGAUCUUUACAUUCGGUUGCCGAAGGAGUGCUUUCAUGAGAAAGACUUCUUGAAUCAUAGGUACCAUGGCAAAAGAUACCUGUAUCUUUGCAUAAUCAAGAAAUAUUUGGAAUCUUCUUCCAUAGCUCAAAAAGUAGAAUGGGCCUUCUUUCAAAAUGAAGCCAGAAAACCUAUUCUUGUUGUCUAUCCUGCUGUGAAGUCUACUGGAAUUCCAGGGUUUUCUGUAAGGUUGAUUCCAACAGCUGAAUCCCUUUUUAAUGUCCAAAAGUUAAACAUAGAGCGCAACAAUCUUCAUGUUUUGAGCCAAGGCGAUUCUGAAGCUACUCCUGUGUACAACAACAGUAUAUUAGAGGACAUGUUUAUAGAACAUGGUGCAGAGUUUGUCAGCAAGGCUUUCAACGGAUGGAAAGCUUUAGGAGAGGCUUUAGUUUUGCUAAAAGUGUGGGCCCGACAGAGAAGUUCUCUACACACUUAUGACUCCUUAAAUGGCUACCUUAUCUCAAUCUUAGUAGCAUACCUUGCCUCAGAAUCUGGUAAAUUUCGCAUUAACGAAGCAAUGACAACAAUUCAGAUCUUUCGUAUCACAUUGGACUUUAUGGCCACCUCUAAGUUAUGGGGCACUGGGAUUUUCUUCAAGCCUCAAGGAGGAGAUGAUAUGUCAAAGGAGGAAAGGAAGAGAUAUGUACAGUAUUUUCCUGCAGUUAUAUGUGAUUUAUCAGCUCAUUUCAAUCUAGCGUACCGCAUGACAAAGAGUGGUUUGAUUGAGCUUCAAGAGGAGGCUGCUUUGGCACUCAAAAUGUAUUGA